This is a messenger RNA of Papaver somniferum (opium poppy), 2355 nucleotides long. RefSeq lists its product as uncharacterized. The transcript is spliced from 7 exons. NCBI's taxonomy places the organism in Eukaryota, Viridiplantae, Streptophyta, Magnoliopsida, Ranunculales, Papaveraceae. The record is from RefSeq and is a predicted model, not a curated record. Bases 561 to 2141 code for a protein of 526 amino acids.
UCAAAUGACUGUUAAACUUUUCAUGUCAAGGAAAGAACACAACAACGGUAUCCUAAUUUCAAUGCACUAUGCAUUCUUCGACACACCAUAACUCCUAUAUUCAGUUACGGAAACAAAAAAACAAGUAUUGCACCUAAGACCAUUUCAUCACAACACUCCAUAUCUAUAAAUUGAAAACAAAAACAAAUCUUGCACUUCAAACUUGGAUAUCCUCUUUUCUCUUUUUUGCACUUUCUUUCCCCUAUAAAAAAUAGUAACUAAUUGUCAUAUAAUAGUUUUUAUGAGCAGUAUUUAUUGUUGAGUUCUUGGAUAUUGAAGGAGAGUAGAGAAAAGAAAAUACUUGAUUCCAAUCGAGCCAGACAUGGGCAAAGAUAACCAGACAAGUGGUCUGAUACUUUGAUGUACACUCCAACUAAAGCCUAAUAAUCAAUUCCCCCAACGAUAUUUCGUUUUCAGUUGAUAUUUUCAUUCAUAUUUCCAAGAACCCAAUACAUCCCUAUUUCUUCUUAAACCACCUCGCCUCUGCUCCCUCCUCCCUCUAUACGCUUUCCGUGGAAGCCAUGGAAUCUCAGUGGUUUUUAUUGAAGAAAUUUUACAUUUUUGUUAUGUUUAUAUCUUUAACCUGCAGUUAUGGAUAUGCUUGGGAGAAAACACCCUUUAAUCCAAGAGAUGUACUUCCUUUAUUACCUAAAGCAAUAUCAUGGCCUAUACUGAAUUCUCUUCAUAGUGCAGUUGAUCUUCUUCCUACUUUUGUUGGAACUUCUUCUUCUAAUGAUACCCUUCAAUGGAAAGGUGCUUGUUUCUAUAACACUACUGCUUGGUUGGAAUUUCAUAAUAAAACUGGUAGUCAGUUUGGUGGGGGAACCCUUCAUAUCCAGACUAGCAGUGCCCAUAGUUACACAUGUAUGGAUCUCUACAUAUUUGCAACUCCAUUUCGUGUGACAUGGGAUUAUUACUUUCUUGGUCGGCAUCAUACCCUGGAGUUUAAAGAAUGGGCAGGAAAAGCUGAACAUGAUUAUGUUAAACAUAAUGGGGUCUCUAUCUUUCUCAUGCAAUCAGGGAUGCUAGGAACACUUCAAGCUCUCUGGGAAGUCUUUCCUUUAUUCACAAAUACUCAAUGGGGUGAGAAUUCAAACAUAGCAUUCCUUGAGAAGCACAUGGGCGCAUCCUUUGUAGAACGUCCUCGGCCUUGGGUUACAAAUAUUACCGUUGAUAGUAUUAACUCAGGAGACUUCUUAGCUAUAUCAAAAAUCCGUGGGCGAUGGGGUGCUUUUGAGACUUUGGAAAAGUGGGUUACUGGAACUUAUGUUGGGCAUACUGCAGUUUGCUUGAAGGACCCUGAAGGAAAUCUUUGGGUUGGAGAAUCUGGCCAUGAAAAUGAGGAGGGGGAAGAUAUUAUUGUUAUGAUGCCAUGGGAUGAAUGGUGGAACUUUGAGCUUACUGAAGAUGACUCUAAUCCUCAUAUUGCGUUGCUACCUUUGCAUCCUAACAUCCGGGCCAAAUUUAAUGAGACUGCAGCCUGGGAGUAUGCGAAGAGCAUGAUAGGGAAACCAUACGGUUAUCAUAACAUGAUCUUUAGCUGGAUAGACACUGUCGAUGGGAAUUUCCCACCACCGCUGGAUGCACAUCUGGUUGCUUCAGUUAUGACUAUGUGGAAUCACCUAAAGCCAGCAUAUGCUGCUAACAUGUGGAAUGAAGCUUUGAAUACACGACUUGGGACCAAGAAUCUUAGUCUUCCUGAGGUUCUAGUAGAAACAGAAAAGCGUGGAGUGCCCUUCGAUAAAUUGCUGACUAUACCUGAACAAGACGAAUGGGUUUAUUCUGAUGGGAAAUCCGCUUCUUGUAUUGCCUUCGUCCUCGAAAUGUAUAAAGCAGCAGGAUUAUUUUAUCCAAUUGCAAGCUCUGUGCAAGUCACUGAAUUCACGAUAAAAGAUGCCUAUGUGCUAAAGUUUUUCGAAGACGACUCGAGCCGCUUGCCAACAUGGUGCAACAAUGGAGACAGUGUGAAGCUUCCAUUCUGUCAAAUUAAAGGCAAGUAUAGAAUGGAACUACCCGAGUACAAUACGAUGGAUCCAUAUCCCCAUAUGAACGAGGGAUGCGCAAGUCUACCCCCUAAAUACUACAGAUCAGCAAAGUGCUGAGAUAUUUUCUUCAGUGUUCUCAAAAUUGGCUGUAUUCCGCCCUGACAUGUAGGCCAUGUGUUAGUCCGUUAAUCACCAUGUGUAAGCUGUAGCCUGUAUGAUAUAUAGAUGUGAAAAAGGUUGCCAGAGAAGCUGUAAAAUUGAACUAGCUUGUACAGUUCUGAUGAUUGUAUAUUUGGUUCAUUUAUGCAGCUAUUUCAGUUUCACACUCUUU